AUGCUAAAUGAUUUCUUCCAAUUUCUGGAAUAUACACGUGCUCGUAGUAUACAACAAUCCUGUCUACCAGUAUAUAAUAACCUUAGGAAUCAAAAUCAACAUCAAAUUCCAUCGCUUCUUAACCUUGAAGUAGAUAACCAGUAUAAGUCAUCAACUCCCAAACGGGGUAGACCUCUAAACGAUAGUAAUGGAUCUAUCAGUACGAUACCCAAACAACAAAAAACAAGUCAACAUAACCCCAUACCAACAGAGGUUAUGACAACGACAGAUCAACAGAUACGAAAACCACUUCCCUUCGUUCAAUUAAAACGAGCUGUAUCUUCCAAUUUACCAUGCUUUUUCAUUGAAUUUGAACAAUCAAUAACUUCACAUCAGCUUCCAUCAGCAUUUGAAGCUAGAAAUAUCGUUGAAAAACAUUUCAAAGACCUCAAUGUUAGUGUUCAGCAGUUCUCACUAGUCGGUUGGUCCGGUAAACGAUUGAAACUGGGAGUGAACAAUAAAAAAGAUUACAUGACGUUAGUAACGACAGAAAAAUGGCCAACGACAGUUAAAAAUAUACCAGUGAAAAUUAUUAAACCAAACUAUGUUCCUGACUGUUUUGCCUUAGUUGUUCGAUACGUACCACGUGAUUUAGAAAUAGAAAUUGUGAAAGAAGAAAUCAAUCGUAUUAUUACAUCAGCAGAUAAUAUUAAACAAAUCCAUUAUGCAUAUGUACGAAGAACUAAUGACUAUCGGUUCACGGUAACAGAUUUAACAGAAUAUAAUUCAGCGCUCGAAUUGGGUCGUAUCUCCAUUUGUAAUCACUGGCUAUCAAUCACACCAUUUUUAUCUGGAAACCGUAUGACUUAUUGUACAAAAUGCUGGCGAAUCGGACACGUACGUGAUCAAUGCAAAACAAAUAUACAACGAUGUCGUGUUUGUCUAGAAGAAAUAACAAAAAAAGAAGAACACCAGUGCACGAAUAUACCAAAAUGCGCACAAUGUGAUGGUGAACACCAUUCGCUUCAUAGUCAAUGUCACAUCAUUCAAACGUAUCGUGCUAAUCUAAAAGAAGACGUUACAAAAGCUGUAGAAUCUGGUAAAUUACAGCGUAUCACCUAUCCUAAACAACCAACUUUUAGUGUUAAUUAUCAAGUAUUUCCACCUAUGAACGAACAUAAUAAGCCCCAACAGCAACAACAAUUUGCAUGGAAUCAUACACGAACAGAAACACUAAACAACGAAACAUCGAACGUAACACAAGUACUUGCAGUCAUCAAUGAAAAUCUAGUAGUAAUGCGGGAAAGUAAUAUGAGAGUGGAAGAAAAAUUGGAUAAAAUCGACGUUAAAGUAAAUCAAGCAGCUCUUGAUGCAGAAUUACACCAAACUACACUUGAUAAAUUAAUUGACUAUAUACAAUCACUUAUCGAACAUGUUUUAUGGCCCGUAACAAGUCAAGUUAAACCGGAUCUGCUCCAAUCCGCAAAAGGUCUCCAAUCUAUUCUUACUAAACUUGGUUACCUUAAAUUAUCCUUAUGUGACGAUUACAAGAUUAGACGUAAACGUGCUGAAUCACCACCUCCUACUCACGAGAAAUCGAACACAUCGAAAGAAAGAAAGAAAGAAAGAAAAAAUGGUGGUUCAUCAGUUACAAAUCAAUCAUAA
Messenger RNA from Rotaria sp. Silwood1, 1644 nucleotides. NCBI's taxonomy places the organism in Eukaryota, Metazoa, Rotifera, Eurotatoria, Philodinida, Philodinidae. The record is from the annotation of a GenBank genome assembly.